Messenger RNA from Cryptotermes secundus, 582 nucleotides. RefSeq lists its product as uncharacterized. The transcript has a single exon. Lineage: Eukaryota; Metazoa; Arthropoda; Insecta; Blattodea; Kalotermitidae. The coding region runs from base 1 to 582 and encodes 193 amino acids. The record is from RefSeq and is a predicted model, not a curated record.
AUGGAAGAAAGACGGCAUGAUGCUGGUAUUACUAGCAGACCAGUACCAACAGAGACACCAACAAUUGCCGUGCGGCUUCCCCCGUUCUGGGCCGACAGACCAGCAGUUUGGUUGGCUCAAGCCGAAGCACAGUUCACUCUGGCCGGUAUCAGUAGCGAGCAGACGAAGUUCUGCUAUAUGAUCUCGCAGCUGGACCAACGUUACGCAUCGGAAGUAGAGGACAUCAUCACCUUUCCAACCGAACGAGGCCCCUACACCCUACUGAGGACCGAGCUUGUGAGGCGGCAAUCCCCAUCGCCAGAGCAGCGCAUCCGGCAAAUCCUCACGGUCGAGGAAAUUGACGAUAGUAAGCCGUCCCAGUUCCUGAAUUACCUCAAAAGUCUCGCACCAGAGGUGUCUGAUAACGUCAUCCGAAGCGUCUGGACCAGCCGGCUAGCCCGCAACGUGCAGAGCUUCCUCGCCGGCCAGAACGAGAGCAACUUCGAGGCCGCAGCCCUCUGUGCAGACCGUAUCUCCGAGGUCGAAGUCCGGCCAGCGCUCGCUAGCGUUAAUGAACCCACGGACAUCGGCGCACUUCGGUAG